UUGAUCCUGGAAUGGAUGAGUGUUUUAACACAGCCGGCAUAAAAACUUCACCGGCAAACGCGGAACUAAAAGCAAAACAAUGUUUCUUAUAAACAAACCAGCUUUUGUAUUUAAAAGCGCUCACUUCUUCGGAAACUUAUGACAGUAGUAAAGGGAUUUGUGUGCAAGUGGCUUGGCUGGAUUGUUUUUCCAACAACCAAUGGAUACACAUUUCACAACUAUCCUUCGAUUUCAUAAGGAUUUUAAAACUCGAUUAUAAUGCGAUCUUGUGCCGCUCGUCCGGUUGUGGUUGAGUUUUGGCAUCAUGGAUGAUGGAUCGUCGGAGACCGAUCUUCUCGUCGGGAGCAGGACUGAAGAUUCUCACCCGAACGGAGGAAUCAUUGCUGCCGAUUUAAAAGUUUACAAAAGGAGAUGGUUCAUGUUAUUCGUACUCUGCCUACUAAAUUGCUCCAAUGCUGUGCUCUGGCUGACCUUCGCACCUGUGGCCGACCAGACAGCCCAAUACCUGAGUGUCUCUUUGGAUCUGGUCAACUGGCUGUCUCUAGUCUAUAUGGUGGUGGCCAUUUUCUUCAGCUUCAUCACAACAUGGAUGUUAGACACACUCGGCCUGCGCUUCUCGCUUAUCCUGGGCUCUUGGCUUAACAUGUUGGGCAGUAUCCUGCGUGUUGUUGGUAUCCUGAGUGGGAUCCCGCAAUGGGCCGUGUUCCCUAUGGUGAUGGGGGGCCAGACGCUAUGUGCGCUCGCCCAGACUCUCAUUAUUUUCUCCCCCACAAAACUGGCAGCACUGUGGUUUCCAGAUGAUCAGAGGGCCACGGCAAACAUGAUCGCUUCAAUGGCAAAUCCUCUUGGACUGCUUUUUGCGAAUAUCUUCUCUCCCAUGAUAAUUCAUUACACCAAUAAUCUUCUUAUGCUGCUUAUUAUAUAUGCUAUACCUGCCACCAUAGCCUGUUUCCUAGCAACAGUGGGAAUUCGUGAACGCGUCCCCCCGACACCCCCCUCUGCCAGCGUGGUGACCUCCAGCACUGAACCUUUUCUACAGGGCAUAAAACUGCUACUGAAAAACAAAGCAUACAUGAUCCUGCUGGUGUGUUUCGGGUCAGGAAUAGGAGUAUUCACAUGUUUUUCUACACUACUGGAGCAGAUACUUUGUGUAAAGGGCUACUCAAAUGACUUUGCAGGACUAUGUGGUGCUUGUUCUAUUGUAUUUGGCAUUGUGGGUGCUGGCAUUCUGGGCCUGUAUGUGGACAAGACAAAACAGUUUACAGAAGUCACUAAAAUCAACAUGUGCUUGACGUCGUUGGGCUGCUCUGCUUUCGCUGUGGUUUCUCAGCUCAAGGACAUGAAGGUCGCCAUCGGUGCCGCGUGCGCGUGGUUCGGCCUGUUCGGGUUCUCUGUGUAUCCCAUCGCCAUGGAGCUGGGAGUCGAGUGUUCGUACCCUGUGGGUGAGGCCACAUCCUCUGGAUUGAUCUUCAUAUCUGGACAGAUUCAGUCCGUCAUCUAUAUGGUGCUUCUUCAAGCUCUGACCAAACCAUUGGCAGAUUCAACAGCAUCUGUAUGUGUUACUGGAGGAGAGGCCGAUAUGAGCUGGACAGUGCCAGUACUGGUGAUGGCAGGCUUGUGUGCUGCGGGCACCUGCUGCUUUGUGCUCUUUUUCCACACGGAUUACCGGAGACUGAGAGCAGAAGGCCUCACCACAGAAUGUGACGGACCAGCCAAGAGGAGAUGACACCUGGGCAAACAGCACAGGCGCUUAGAGAGUCAUCAGAAGGAAAAGCCAAGCAGUACAUUGUUUACAUACAUGAAUAUCUAGAACUUUACCUCUUUUCGUCAGCAUUGAAAAUAUGUGCAUUUAAUGCAAUUAAGUUUAUUCAUGCUUUUAACCUCAAAAGCAUUACUACCAUGAUGCCACAAGAUCAAUAACAAUGUUACUUUUGAUAAUUGCACACAUUUAAACAAGUUUCUAUUACAGUUAGAGUUACAUUAUAAUGUAUAGUUUACUAUUUUACACCAAAUGGUACAAAUUUCUAACUUUAGUUUUAUGCAUUUAAAUUAAGAGUAUUUUAUUGCUUUAUUUAAGAAAUGAAGUGGUUGUAGUUGUGGUUGCUGUUGCUUACAUUGUAUUUAUAGUAACGUUGAUUUAUGAAACCAAUGAUAGAGAGUGGAGUUCAAAAGUGCAUCAAAUUGAAACGGUUUUAGUAUUUUUAAUUUAAAAUGAAGUCAUAGCACGAACUAAAUAAAUACAACUUUAUAUUAA
Molecule: messenger RNA, 2254 nt
Organism: Triplophysa dalaica
Lineage: Eukaryota; Metazoa; Chordata; Actinopteri; Cypriniformes; Nemacheilidae
Gene: slc49a3
Product: solute carrier family 49 member 3
Exons: 10
Coding region: 305-1726 (473 amino acids)
Biological process (GO): transmembrane transport
Cellular component (GO): membrane
Molecular function (GO): transmembrane transporter activity
Source: RefSeq, a predicted model, not a curated record